GAAACACGAAACGAUUGUGUUUGUGAAUGACUCUGGUUGAAAUAAAUAGAAAAGAAAUCGCAUUUGCUGGUCUCAUUAGAGCAAAUAUGGCUUCAGGUGGUGGUUUGGUUUCUGAUCAAAACAGGCAACUUGUUAUUGUCUUAUACAGAGCACUCCUUAGUUCUGCUAGACGUUUUGAUAAGAACCCCGCGUGGAAAGCUCUCAUAGCUUCCAAACCAAGAGAGCAGUAUGACUUUUUGAGACAACGUUGGCUGCCAAGUCAUACCAAACAACCUGAGGACUCUAUAGAACGCUUAAAACAAUCAUUUUUAUACUCUGUUGUGGAGGACCUUCUUCAGGGAGGUACCUUUUACAAGCCAUUUUGUUCGUGGCAAAAUACCUUGAAAGAAGCUUUCCGGCUUCGUUUUCGGGAGUACUCAGCUUUUGUCUACUCAGAUAAGCUUCAGUCUUCCCUAGUUGACUUGGGCUUCAAGGGUCUUCGAAUCCUUCAACAUUUCGAAAAUAUGGCACAUUCUGAGUUAGGGUUAGCAGGAGGCAGUUUUCCAUUGAAACAAGGAGAGUAUCCUUCUUUAAACCUGGACCUAAUUGAUGAGAUACAGAAAGGCGCACUUUUGGUGUCCCAUCCCCUUUUACCCGGUGCUUUUGCUAGAUCUUUGAUUCUCAUUCACGAAUAUUAUCCCCAAACAGGUGCGAAAGGGUUUUGUUUGAAUGGUAGUAAAGUUGGAGUAUUCGAGCCUUCGGUUCUAUUGAGUAGCGGCGUUUCCAAGUUGCGAGGAGAGCUGAACGUGGAACUAGCAGAUAACACUCUUGGAAGAAAGGACGAUGAAAACGAACAAGUAUAUCCACUAUCACCUCAGCCAGUAUAUUGGGGUGGCCCUGUUGCUACGAAUACUUUGUUUGUUUUACAUCCGUUUCCCGAAAUGGAAGGUGCUGUUGCUGUUGGCCACGGUAUUUAUAUGGGUGGUCGUUCUUCUGCUAUUAUAGAUUCAAUUCGAAAAGGAAAGGCACACUUUGAAGACUUUUUGCUUUUAGCGGGAUGUUCUUCAUGGAGUUCUGAUCAACUCGAAGGAGAACUGAAACAACAUUCUUGGUUCCUUACGAACGGGAAUGAUAUUGAUAAGUUGUUUCAUUUUUCCUCACCUACUGUCCAUUUUCCAGAACAACUGCCACGGAAAGAUCCCAGUGACACUACAAAGAAGGAAGAAGAUAUCAAAUGGUUACAAAACUAUAGAUGGAAAAGUAUUUUAUGGAAUUUAGGUGGCGAAUAUGCGCACUUUACGAAUAUUCCAUGUUGGAAAGGAAAUCACGCCAUGGAAUUUGUUGAAGAUUGUGGUUAAUUGAAAAUGUCUUGUAGGCUGUCCACAGACCAAAUUGGU
Messenger RNA from Galdieria sulphuraria, 1376 nucleotides. RefSeq names its product putative transcriptional regulator. The coding region runs from base 27 to 1337 and encodes 436 amino acids. The record is from RefSeq and is a predicted model, not a curated record. The transcript is spliced from 3 exons. NCBI's taxonomy places the organism in Eukaryota, Rhodophyta, Bangiophyceae, Galdieriales, Galdieriaceae.